This is a messenger RNA of Capsicum annuum, 1314 nucleotides long. Its product is annotated as serine/threonine-protein kinase 19. The record is from RefSeq and is a predicted model, not a curated record. Gene Ontology annotation, biological process: protein phosphorylation. NCBI's taxonomy places the organism in Eukaryota, Viridiplantae, Streptophyta, Magnoliopsida, Solanales, Solanaceae. The coding region runs from base 7 to 846 and encodes 279 amino acids. Gene Ontology annotation, molecular function: protein serine/threonine kinase activity. The transcript is spliced from 7 exons.
CCAACAAUGGAGAACUCCAACCCAUCAACUAGCCGGAAACGCCAACGGCCCGGACCCGAACCCGGGCCCGAACCCGGGCCUGAAUCGGACCUCAACGAAGCUCAAUUACAAUCAGUGGAGGAAAAUUUCAAUUUCAGUGAUACACUUGUUGCUCUUCGCAUGAUGCGUGCUCAGUUUCCUCGUAUCGAAAAGGUUUCAAUUCCGCCUUUCAUUUUGCGGUCACAGUUAUACAGCAGUGUAAAGGACCGGACGCAAGUGGACAGGGAGUUGGAGUAUAUCUGCGCCUCACAGUCUCUAAGGAGGGAAGGAGUUCUAUGUACUUUCAAAUUAAACACUGGACAGGAUGAUCAUGCUAUAAUGUUUUUGGAUGACUACUUUAGUCAGAUUGAACGUAUCAGUAAAAGAUUGGAAGCACAGAAGCUAGAAGGACUUUGUGUUUUUGAAUGGUUCAAGGAGCAUGUAAUUCAUUCAAAGCUAGAUCCAAGUAUUGGACAUGACGAACUUCGUUCACUUCUGUCAUUGGGAGGCAAGGUGAAGGAGGAACACAUCUCCCUCUUAAUAAAUGCUGGACUUCUGACUCGACAACUUAUUGAUCCGAACAUGUACUGGUUUGCGAUUCCAAAUAUUGGAUCAGUUCUCAAGGGCCUCUCACAGGGAAGAAAGGAGCUUAUGUCUUUUCUCAACCGUAGAAAGUACAAAGAGAUGGCGAUGGCUGCUCUGGAAAAGAAGCGCCUUAGACUCUCUCCACUCGAUAUGAGAUUUCAUCUCAGAGAUUUGCUAGGAUCCGGCCACCUCAAAACUGUCGAGGCUCCCACAGGUUUACUCGUUAAGGUCGUGAAGGAUUAACUUAAUUCUGAUUAGACAAAACUUUCUCCGCAAUGCUAUAUUAACAAGAGCUCAGAUUUCACGCGGUGAAACUGGAUAACAUAGCAUUUGCGUGUGAAUCUAGCUUAUAUACAUUGUUAGUGUACGAUAGUUGAACUCCAUAUAGAUUUUAGUACGGUAAUUUCUUCUUUACUGUAACUGAAACGUAUGCCCCUGGCAGAAAUGCAAGGUAAGGUUGCGUACAAUACACCCUUGUGGUGGGGCCCUUCCCUGGACAUCGCAUAUGGCGGUAGCUUUAGUGCACCGGGCUGCCCUGUAGCUGAAACGUAAACUUUUUGCUUCAAACAUCUUGAUAUAGUCGUAAUUUUACUCUACCCUGGGCUGAUUCUUGUCAAGCUGUUAUCGAUCAUCGAUCACGAGUGUAUUUGUCAUUGUAUUUCUGAACUUGUGUUUCAAUUCCUAUCCACAAAAUUUGCUAUUGUUCUUUCA